Molecule: messenger RNA, 660 nt
Organism: Clonostachys rhizophaga
Lineage: Eukaryota; Fungi; Ascomycota; Sordariomycetes; Hypocreales; Bionectriaceae
Source: the annotation of a GenBank genome assembly
AUGGCUGGUAAAAAGGGGGAGAACAGCAAGAAGGUAGCGGGCAACGCCAAAAAGGCCGAGGCCGCGGCCCAGAAAGCUGCUCAAGAGGACGCGAAGCGCGAAGCCGCCGAGUCCGCUAGCUGGCAGAAGGGAGCCAAGGAUACUUCCAAAAAGGAAGCCGAAGCAGCUCGAAAGGCCGAGCAGGCCAGGAAGAAGGCCGAGAAGGAUGCCCUGGCGAAGGAGGACGAGGAAGCCGCUGGUGGGAGGAAUGAGCCCAAGAAGGGCAAGACUGCCGUGAAGAAGUCCCGUGGCCUUGACCUCUCCCAGCUCGACGAUGAUAACAAGGCCACCAGUCUGAACGCCUCUGGUAUCGACAAUGCCCUCGAUGCGCUGUCCCUUACCAACGCCUCGGACGAUUCCAAGGUCGACAAACAUCCAGAACGUCGAUUCGCUGCUGCCUAUGCCAAGUACGAGGAACGAAGGCUACAAGAGAUGAAGGCUGAUGGCAGCGGAGUUGGGUUGCGACUGGAUCAGCGCAAGACACGCAUCAGGAAGGAGUUCGAGAAGAGUCCGGACAACCCUUUCAACCAAGUCACUGCUGCGUACAAUGCAACUAGGGAUGACUUGACACAGAUCAAAGACCAAGAGAGGUCCAAGAUCGAGAAACGUCUUGGGAAAUAA